GGUCGCACCGUAGAUCGCGGAGCAUGCUGGGCCUUGGCAAUAUGGCGUCCUCCUUGAUGCGCUGAUGAGAGGAGUUUCACUGUAGCUCCCAACCAAAGGGCAAAACUCCCCUAACCCAGUAAGACCACAUUAUCCUUUUUCUCCGCGCGUCCGUGUGGCCCGUUCCUCGGGACUUGUUCACAGGCAGGAGGGAGCUACGGGGCCGAAGGCCAGGGCCAGCAAGGCCUCGCGAACCCGGGGUUGAGGAACCGGUUGCGGGUGAGCACGAUGGGCUGGCUCUGGUUGCAGCAGCUGAGGCGAGUGCGGGACCCACAGGGCUGAGCGUGGCCCGACUAGACCGAGACGCUCAGACUCUGUUCCCCUUGGCCGGAGACCUCAGUUCAGACGGCGCAGGCGGCGAGUCUGCGCCAGAGCAGACGGCCCGACAGUCCUCGGAUCUGCUCAGGCGUUGGAGGCCGAGCAGGGUCAUCUUGAAGCCCGAAGUCUCUCACGCCUUUGACAGCUCCGCUCGAAGUUCUACUGAGAACUGACAGCCUCAGGAGCAGACAGUGGCCGGGGAUCUGAGUGUGCGUGUGUCUGUGCGGAGCUCUCUGGGCUGCCCAUUUCCCAUCAGCUCUUCCACCCCCGCUUCGACUUCCCGCGCAGAGUUGAGAUACAAAUUUCCGAACACUUCAUCCAUUACUUUUUGGCUCCCCCUCCCAUAUUUUAUUUCAUUAAUUCUGGUACACACUAGUUUUUAAGGCUGGAGGUUCUCGAGCGCUUACUGCCCAGGACUCCCCCACCCCCUCCCCCCCUGAUGGAGUCCGAGAUGCUGCAGUCGCCCCUUUUGGGACUCGGGGAGGAAGAUGAGGCCGACCUUACAGACUGGAAUCUGCCUUUGGCAUUUAUGAAAAAGAGACACUGUGAGAAAAUUGAAGGCUCCAAAUCCCUAGCACAGAGCUGGAGGAUGAAGGAUCGGAUGAAGACAGUCAGUGUGGCCUUAGUUCUGUGCCUGAACGUCGGUGUGGAUCCCCCAGAUGUGGUAAAGACCACACCCUGUGCACGCUUGGAAUGUUGGAUUGAUCCUCUGUCAAUGGGUCCUCAGAAAGCCCUGGAAACCAUCGGUGCAAAUUUACAGAAGCAGUAUGAGAACUGGCAGCCGAGGGCCCGGUAUAAGCAGAGCCUAGACCCCACUGUGGAUGAAGUCAAGAAACUCUGCACGUCACUGCGUCGGAACGCCAAGGAGGAACGUGUCCUUUUUCACUACAAUGGCCACGGGGUGCCCAGGCCCACGGUGAAUGGCGAGGUCUGGGUCUUCAACAAGAACUAUACUCAGUAUAUCCCUCUGUCCAUCUAUGACCUACAGACAUGGAUGGGCAGCCCAUCCAUCUUCGUCUAUGACUGCUCCAAUGCCGGCCUGAUCGUCAAGUCCUUCAAGCAGUUUGCACUGCAGAGGGAGCAGGAGCUAGAGGUUGCAGCAAUCAACCCAAACCACCCACUUGCCCAGAUGCCCUUGCCCCCGUCGAUGAAGAACUGCAUCCAGCUGGCGGCCUGUGAGGCCAACGAGCUCCUGCCCAUGAUCCCCGACCUCCCAGCCGAUCUGUUCACAUCCUGUCUCACCACCCCCAUCAAGAUCGCCCUGCGGUGGUUUUGCAUGCAGAAAUGUGUUAGUCUGGUGCCCGGAGUCACGCUGGAUUUGAUAGAAAAGAUUCCUGGCCGACUGAAUGACCGGAGGACUCCUCUGGGUGAGCUGAACUGGAUCUUCACAGCUAUCACAGACACCAUCGCAUGGAACGUGCUCCCCCGGGAUCUUUUCCAAAAGCUCUUCAGACAAGACCUGCUGGUGGCAAGUCUAUUUCGAAAUUUUUUAUUGGCAGAAAGGAUCAUGAGGUCAUACAACUGCACCCCUGUCAGCAGCCCCCGACUCCCACCAACUUACAUGCACGCGAUGUGGCAGGCCUGGGACCUCGCUGUGGACAUUUGUCUCUCUCAGCUACCAACGAUCAUCGAGGAGGGCACUGCCUUUAGGCACAGCCCAUUCUUUGCAGAGCAGCUGACUGCAUUCCAGGUAUGGCUCACAAUGGGAGUGGAGAACAGGAGCCCCCCUGAGCAGCUGCCCAUCGUUCUGCAGGUGCUGCUAAGCCAGGUGCACCGGCUGAGAGCCUUGGACUUGCUGGGAAGGUUUCUGGACUUGGGUCCCUGGGCAGUGAGCCUGGCCCUGUCUGUGGGCAUCUUCCCCUAUGUGCUGAAGCUGCUCCAGAGCUCUGCCCGAGAGCUGCGGCCGCUCCUUGUCUUCAUCUGGGCCAAGAUCCUAGCAGUGGACAGCUCGUGCCAGGCUGACCUCGUGAAGGACAACGGUCACAAGUACUUCCUCUCCGUCUUGGCAGACCCGUACAUGCCAGCUGAACAUAGAACCAUGACGGCUUUCAUUCUUGCUGUGAUUGUCAACAGCUAUACUACAGGGCAGGAAGCCUGCCUUCAGGGGAACCUGAUCGCCAUCUGCCUGGAGCAGCUCAGCGACCCGCAUCCCCUGCUGCGCCAGUGGGUGGCCAUCUGUCUGGGAAGGAUCUGGCAGAACUUCGAUUCAGCACGAUGGUGCGGGGUAAGGGACAGCGCCCACGAAAAGCUCUACAGCCUCCUCUCCGACCCCAUCCCUGAGGUCCGCUGUGCAGCUGUCUUUGCACUUGGCACAUUUGUGGGCAACUCUGCUGAGAGAACAGACCACUCCACCACCAUCGACCACAAUGUAGCCAUGAUGCUGGCCCAGCUAAUCAAUGAUGGGAGCCCCAUGGUCCGGAAGGAGCUAGUAGUGGCUCUGAGUCAUCUGGUGGUUCAGUAUGAGAGCAAUUUCUGCACAGUGGCCCUGCAAUUCAUGGAAGAGGAAAAGAACUACCCCUUGCCUUCUCCGGCAGCCACAGAGGGGGGGAGCUUGACCCCAGUGCGAGAUAGUCCAUGCACUCCCAAACUUCGUUCUGUGAGCUCCUACGGAAACAUUCGAGCUGUCACCACCGCAAGGAGCCUGAACAAGUCUCUACAAAAUCUGAGUUUGACAGAAGAAGCAGGUGGCGCAGUGGCCUUCUCUCCCGGGAAUCUUAGCACCAGUAGCAGUGCUAGCAGCACCCUGGGCAGCCCAGAGAACGAGGAGUACAUCCUGUCCUUCGAGACCAUUGACAAGAUGCGCCGCGUGAGCUCCUACUCUGCACUCAACUCCCUCAUAGGAGUUUCUUUUAAUAGUGUUUACACUCAAAUUUGGAGAGUCUUAUUGCAUCUGGCUGCUGAUCCCUACCCAGAUGUCUCUGAUUUGGCCAUGAAAGUACUCAACAGCAUCGCCUACAAGGCCACAGUGAAUGCCCGACCUCAGCGCAUCCUUGACACCUCCUCUCUGACGCAGUCGGCCCCAGCCAGCCCAACCAACAAGGGCAUGCACAUCCACCAAGUGGGAGGUUCCCCACCAGCAUCCAGUACCAGCAGCUGCAGUCUGACCAAUGACGUGGCCAAGCAGCCAGUCAGCCGUGACCUGCCUCCUGGACGCCCGGGCCCCACAGGCCCCACAGGGGCGCAGUACACCCCUCACUCCCACCAGUUCCCCCGGACACGGAAGAUGUUCGACAAGGGCCCUGAUCAGACUACGGAUGAUGCAGACGAUGCUGCUGGACACAAAAGCUUCAUCUGUGCCACGAUGCAGACGGGGUUCUGUGACUGGAGUGCCCGGUACUUUGCCCAGCCUGUCAUGAAGAUCCCUGAAGAACAUGACCUGGAGAGUCAGAUCCGCAAGGAGCGAGAGUGGCGGUUCCUGCGGAACACCCGCGUCAGGAGACAGGCACAGCAGGUCAUCCAGAAGGGCAUCACCAGGCUGGAUGACCAGAUAUUCCUCAAUAGGAACCCCGGUGUCCCCUCCGUGGUCAAGUUCCACCCCUUCACACCGUGCGUGGCUGUGGCAGACAAGGACAGCAUCUGUUUUUGGGACUGGGAGAAAGGGGAGAAGCUGGAUUACUUUCACAACGGAAAUCCGCGGUACACCAGGGUCACUGCCAUGGAGUACCUAAAUGGCCAGGACUGCUCCCUGCUGCUCACCGCCACAGAUGAUGGCGCCAUCAGGGUCUGGAAGAAUUUUGCUGACUUGGAAAAGAACCCAGAGAUGGUAACUGCGUGGCAGGGGCUCUCGGACAUGCUGCCAACAACACGAGGAGCUGGGAUGGUGGUAGACUGGGAGCAAGAAACUGGCCUGCUUAUGAGCUCAGGGGAUGUGCGGAUCGUCCGGAUCUGGGACACAGACCGUGAGACAAAGGUGCAGGAUAUCCCCACAGGUGCGGACAGCUGCGUGACAAGUCUGUCCUGUGAUUCCCACCGCUCACUCAUCGUGGCGGGCCUUGGCGACGGCUCUAUCCGUGUCUAUGACAGGAGGAUGGCCCUCAGUGAAUGCCGCGUCAUGACCUACCGGGAGCACACGGCCUGGGUGGUGAAGGCUUACCUGCAGAAGCACCCCGAGGGCCACAUCGUGAGUGUGAGUGUCAAUGGGGAUGUUCGCUUCUUCGAUCCCCGGAUGCCCGAGUCCGUGAACGUGCUGCAGAUCGUGAAGGGGCUGACAGCCCUGGACAUCCACCCACAGGCAAACCUGAUCGCUUGUGGCUCCAUGAACCAGUUCACUGCCAUCUACAAUGGAAACGGCGAGCUGAUCAACAACAUCAAGUACUACGAUGGCUUCAUGGGCCAGCGCGUCGGGGCCAUCAGCUGCUUGGCCUUCCACCCACACUGGCCUCAUCUGGCCGUGGGAAGCAACGACUACUAUAUCUCCGUGUACUCAGUGGAGAAGCGCAUCAGAUAGCAGCACCCAGGGCUCCCGCUGGGCCGCGGCCACCGUGUACAUAGUGAAUCCACUCACUCCGGGCACAGCGCCCCACCACCGCCACGGCUCCUGCCUCAUCCACUGCCGAUGGAGGAGGGACCUUGUGCUUUCUUUCCUUCCGUCUUCGCCGUAAUAUCCGAAAGUCCAGAUGGGGGGGCCUUGGCUCGACCUCGCUCUUGCCGCCAUUCGGCACCCAGGCACCCGGGACCGCGGCAUGCCGCAGCACAUCGGGUCUCCUCCGGGCCUGUUUCUCUUCUGAGGUUUUUCAGGGGGGACACAGUUGUUUCAUUUUCAUGUGACCAGAGCAUUAGCGACAGAAAAGAUGGGGCACUGGUAAAGACGCCUCCUUCGGUCCUGCGGGCCUGGGGCAGCCGGCCUCCACCAGCCAGCCAGCCCUCUGUCCUCUCUACCCCUCCCUCCGAGUGGCCGGAUGCUGCUGGAGAUUGAGGAGUCGGGGGCAGCAGAGCGGCAGCUGGGGAGUGUGGAAGGAAGCAGUUGUUUGGCCCUCGGAAGCUCCAGGGGUGCUCAGCCCACCAGCCUCCCUGCCCGGUCUGCAUCUGAGUCUGGGGAAGGCUGCACAGCCAGGCCCUCGGCUCAGACUCCAGACCAGGCCUCCACACAGUGCUCGCAGGGUAGGGCUGUGCGUGAGUGGACAGGCGAGGUGGGGCCCAGCUCACCAGCGCACCCGGAGUGCAGCUGCUCAUGGAGCAGUCUCCUGCCUGUGCCUGCACACAGGCACACUCGUCACCACACAGAUGCACAGGCGCCGUGAGGCCUCGGGGUCUGCGGGCAGCGACAGCCCCCAUGCUGUGUGACCAAGGCUCACCUGCAGGCUGCGGUGCCGGGUGCCGGGUUCCCUGGUGGCUCCUUACGUGUGUCUGGCACGUGUGAGCACGUGUGCAAGUUGGGAAAGCCGUGUGGACCAUUUAGUCCUGAGAAGGAGCACAGGGAAUUGCUGAGCAAUUGCACACAAACAACACGACUGCAAUGAUGGUGUUUCCAGAAGGAUCUUUUCCAUUUUCCUUGGGAAUCAGGAUCUUCCAGAGAUGGAGGAGUGAGGUGACACUACUGAUUCUGCCAACAGGCGGACAGGGACAGUGGGAGCAGGAGUCAGAACCCGGACAGAAGGCCGGGUCCCUCCUGCAUUGGAUGAUGGUUCUGUUUUGGCCAAAAGCGUCUUCUGGGUACUUGGAGCCCUGCAGGCAGACCAAGGCAAACUGAAGGAGACCAGACAAAGCAGGUGGAGUCCUCUGCUGCCCCAGGACGUGUGCACGCCCAUAGGAGAAGGGCCGGAUGAAGUCUCUUCCCCUGUUGCAGGCGAAUGAGCAGCCUGGAGCCAAGAAAGCCUUGGAGGGUCCUGACCAGUCCCCCGCAACACCCGCAGCUCUGCGGGUGCUCCACUGGGUGACACCCCCAGACACCGAGCAGCCCGCCCUCCGCGGCUGCCUCCGGGUGGGUCAGCUCCACUCCAGCCUAACUUGCAUUUCUCUUUGAGACAAAACCAACAUUGUAAAGUGCAGAUGGCUCUGGAGGUGGCGAGGCCCUCCCUCCCCGAGCCCUGGGGCCCCUGGCAUGGUGUGUGUGUGUCCGCAAGCCACCGCGUGGGCUGGUUCUUCACAGGCUGGAUGCGAAAAUUCAAUCAUGGAGUUAACUGAGGCUCGAGAGAGCAGUGACCUAGAGUUCCUUUAUCUCUAUUUAUUUUACCAAAAUGAGAAUUGAAAAAGACUUUGAGAAAACAUGGAAUUGUAAAAUGUGAAACUAUGAGCAAUGACAAACAAUAAACAGUUGAAAAGUAAAGAAGCACAGGAGUGGCCGGCCGUGUGUG
Molecule: messenger RNA, 6650 nt
Organism: Fukomys damarensis (Damara mole-rat)
Lineage: Eukaryota; Metazoa; Chordata; Mammalia; Rodentia; Bathyergidae
Gene: Rptor
Product: regulatory associated protein of MTOR complex 1
Exons: 34
Coding region: 797-4804 (1335 amino acids)
Biological process (GO): positive regulation of cell growth; regulation of autophagy; TORC1 signaling
Cellular component (GO): TORC1 complex; cytoplasm
Molecular function (GO): protein-macromolecule adaptor activity; protein binding
Source: RefSeq, a predicted model, not a curated record